AGCUUUUCAAUUCACCUCUCUUUCGUCAAUCUGGAAGACUGGAAUCCAACAAAUUGAAGAGACGUACCAACUUCACCUUACUUCCUUCCCCGGCCUACCUUAUUUCAUUUCAUGAAAAUCUAUAAAUGCUUAAUUCCUCGAAGAAAAUAUAUAUAUAUAUAUAUAUAUAUUUAUAUAUGUAUAUGCUGUGGGUCUGUUCUUCAAUCGUAUAUGGAUACGAAUCAGACCCCAUUGCUGCUCUCUUCUUCUUCUUCUUCUUCUUCCUCUGCUCUACAGCCUCCUUCUCCUUCCGAUCAUGCAGUCAAGAGAACUGGGGGCGUGUAUACGGCGGUGGCGCAUAUAAUAACAGGGGUGAUAGGAUCAGGAGUGCUGUCGCUGGCAUGGAGCAUGGCUCAGCUAGGGUGGAUCGCCGGUCCAUCGUGCAUGCUGCUAUUUGCUCUCAUCUCCCUCGCUUCUGCAUUCCUUCUCUCCAACUGCUACAGAUCUCAAACUCAAUCUCCAUCUCCGCCCUCCCGUAACCCCUCCUAUCUCCAAGCUGUUCGCUCCUUUUUAGGAAGGAGGAGCGCGUGGUUGUGUGGCACCUUUGUACAAAUAUACUUGCUUGGGAUUGGGGUGGCAUAUACAAUUACCUCUGCCAGCAGUAUGAGAGCAAUUCAAAAAUCAAACUGUUACCAUAAAGAAGGGCACGAGGCUGCUUGCAAAUUCAAAGAAACUUAUUAUAUGCUUUUAUUUGGAGGUGUCCAAAUCGUGAUGUCUCAAAUCCCUGAUUUCCAUAACAUGGAGUGGCUCUCCAUUGUUGCUGCUAUCAUGUCUUUCUCCUAUUCCUCCAUUGGAUUCGCGCUUGGCCUCGCCAAAGUCAUAGGAGAUGGAAAAGUUAAGGGAAGCAUCACAGGGGUCCCAACUUCAACCAUGGCUCAAAAGGUGUGGCUGGUCUCGCAGGCAAUUGGAGACAUUGCUUUUGCUUAUCCAUUCCCAUUGAUUCUUCUUGAAGUACAGGACACAUUGAAGUCACCUCCGCCAGAGAACCAGAGCAUGAAGAAGGCAUCAAUGAUAGCAAUCUGCAUCACAACAGUAUUCUACCUCUGCUGUGGAGGCUUUGGGUAUGCUGCCUUUGGGAAUUCUACCCCAGGGAACCUCUUGACAGGAUUUGGGUUUUAUGAGCCAUACUGGCUCAUCGACUUCGCCAAUGCUUGCAUUGUGGUUCACUUGGUUGGAGGGUAUCAGGUAUACAGCCAACCCCAGUUUGCAGCAGUUGAGAGAUGGUCUGCCAGGAAAUUCCCAAACAGCGGAAUUGUGAAAAAUUAUUAUACGUUGAGACUCCCCUUUUUACCAGCUAUUAGAUUGAGUGUUUUCAGGCUCUGUUUCCGAUCUGUGUAUGUUGCGAUGACGACUGGGCUGGCAAUGAUGUUGCCAUACUUCAACCAGGUUUUGGGAGUGUUGGGGGCCAUGAACUUUUGGGCAUUGAGUAUAUAUUUUCCAGUGGAGAUGUACUUUGUGCAGAAAGGUAUUGCGCCUUGGACCAGAAUGUGGGUUGUUCUUCAAAUUUUUAGCAUUACCUGCUUGCUUGUCACAGUUUUCGCAUUCAUUGGGUCUGUUGAAGGGCUUAUAGCUGCAAAAUUCAGCUAACCAAGAAUCCAUGCAUAAGUACCAGUACUAUAUACUAUACAGUACUCUAUCUGCAUUGCCGAUUUAUUUGAGGGCAGAAGAGAGUUGAAGCCACACAGUUAGGUAGGGCUUUAUUGUUUUUUUUUUUUUUUUUAACCAUGUCAAGCUUCUCUGAAUUUUUAGUGGAGAGGCUAACUAGGCUUCUGUUCUGCUGAGAUUGACCCGGCAGGGGCAUAUUGAAAUAUGAAAGUCAUGAUUUUAUUCUGACAUAAA
This is a messenger RNA of Malania oleifera, 1878 nucleotides long. RefSeq names its product probable amino acid permease 7. The record is from RefSeq and is a predicted model, not a curated record. Bases 112 to 1626 code for a protein of 504 amino acids. Lineage: Eukaryota; Viridiplantae; Streptophyta; Magnoliopsida; Santalales; Ximeniaceae. The transcript has 7 exons. Gene Ontology annotation, cellular component: plasma membrane.